CUGCCUGUCCUUGAUGAAUGACUGUGUAGUGACGGAUCCUUGUUUACUCAAUAAGUAAUGAUUAGAUUUGGGGAUUUUGCUCCCCAAAUGACUUAGUAAUUUGCAAGUGAAUCUGAUAUAAGGAGUUUCCUGGCUGAUAGUCAUGCCACUAGAAAACAACAUAAUGAAGUCCUGGUGUGCCCUUGCUUUCCUCUUGUUGGCAUAUUUCUGCCAUGGCACUCUGUCCUGCCCAGCACUUUGCAAAUGCUACCUCAGAAGAGCUGAGGUGGUCUGCAAUGAGGUUCCUCUGACAGAGUACCCCUCCGAGGGUCUUCCAAAGAAUACCACCAUGCUGACCAUCCAGUCAACAAACAUCACCUCCAUCUCCGAGCAGCAUGUAAAAGCCACGCCCCUGCUGCAAGAGCUUCACCUGUACAGCAACCAGCUGCAGAGCCUUUCCUCUCAUCUUCUCAGAGGCGUUCCUCACGUCAGCACUUUGGAUCUCACAGGAAACAAACUGUCUGACCUGCCUGCGGAUGUCUUCAGCCAUGCCACGCUCCGCAACUUGGUGCUGAAGAAUAAUCUGAUCGAAAAAGCUGAUGCUGAGUGGCUUCCUGAUAACAGCACCCUCACCUGGUUGGACUUAUCUGGGAACCGUUUAACGAAGAUCCCAGCUGCUCUGCUUCAGAAACUGCCCCACCUGGAGACUCUGGACCUUUCCACCAACCAUCUGCAGAAGAUCUCUGCAAAUUCUCUGGACCCACUGACCAAACUUGAGAGGCUAAAUUUGCAAAACAACAAUCUAGACACCCUGGAUGCAUCUAUACUUCAGUGCACCCAUAACCUCACCUAUCUGUUCCUCUCUCAGAAUAAGCUCAACAAACUCCCCCAAAACCUUUUUCAGGAGCUCACUCAGCUCAAAAUCCUGAGGCUAGAUGACAACCACCUGAGAUACAUCCCUGCAGGUUUGCUGGACCCUCUGGACUCCCUGGAUGAGGAUGGGCUGGAUCUGACCGCCAACCCCUGGCUGUGUGAUGGGAAGGUGGAGUACCUCUGGAGGUGGCUUCAGAAGAACAAGAAGAAGGUCUUCCUGCCAGAGGCCAUCACAUGUGCCGGACCGCAGUCUCUGGUGGGGCGCUCAGUAAUGUCACUGACAGAAAGUGAACUACAGUAAACCUUCAGUCUUAAUAUUUUCCAUCCUCUGAUGGUAAUGUACCCAGUUCAGCCUGUCAUAGCUGUCUUACUGAUCAAUCACUGAAAGAUUCUGUAAUGUGACUGUAUAAUUAAAUAUGAUGAGUAAAGAGAGCAUUUAAGAA
Molecule: messenger RNA, 1295 nt
Organism: Siniperca chuatsi (mandarin fish)
Lineage: Eukaryota; Metazoa; Chordata; Actinopteri; Centrarchiformes; Sinipercidae
Product: leucine-rich alpha-2-glycoprotein-like
Exons: 2
Coding region: 143-1153 (336 amino acids)
Molecular function (GO): protein binding
Source: RefSeq, a predicted model, not a curated record